Messenger RNA from Panicum hallii, 4684 nucleotides. RefSeq lists its product as uncharacterized. Bases 424 to 4236 code for a protein of 1270 amino acids. NCBI's taxonomy places the organism in Eukaryota, Viridiplantae, Streptophyta, Magnoliopsida, Poales, Poaceae. The transcript has 3 exons. The record is from RefSeq and is a predicted model, not a curated record.
CCUCCCCUCCUCGGGCGAUCGCCAUCGCCGCCGCCCACCGCCCGCUCCGUCCCGCCGCGACCGGCGGCCGAAAGUGGCGGGGCGGCGGUCCAGGGCCCCCACCAUUCCUGACCUCCCUGUCUGUCCGCCUGCUGCUGCUGCUGGUAUCCCACCGCACGGAUACGCGCGCACGUUUCGCGCAUACGCCACUGCUGCUGGCUUUGACCUCGGGGGCGCGAUCCCUUGCUCCUCUUGACUCGGCCCUCGCUCCCGUUCCUGCCUCAGCUGCCGGCGCCUGGUCGCUGUACAUCGCCACAGGGCUCCAUUUGCUGCCCCCCUUGUCCGUUUCUUCUUCCGCUCCUCCUUGGAGUUUUCUCCGGCCUCGCUCGCAGCUGCUGGCCGCUGCCGAGCUUCCUGAAAGGUUUGUGUUGGAGGCUACAUGCCAUGGCCCUUGAGGCAAAACAAGCUGCUCAAUGUAUCAAGAGAGUUUUGAGGCUGUCUAUUAGAAAAGGCUAUAGAUUUGUUUCUGAACACCCAAUCCUCUUCGGUUUGGGUGUUUUGCUCUAUUUAUUGUACAGAUCUUCGCCAGGGUUCUUCGCGUUCCUGCUUUCUUCUUCACCUGUAAUUAUAUGUACUACUCUUCUUCUUGGAGUCCUACUAAGUUAUGGUGAAAUUAAUCUUCCCGAGGCUAGUGAAGAUCACAAGGGAACUCCAGAAAUUUCAGCUUUCAAAGUUGGAAAUUCAUCCAGUGAUAUUCCUUUUGAAGCAAAUCAGAGACUUCCAGUGCCUGAAUUCAGGCAGGAUACAUCAAACUUCAAAGAGAGGGAAAUUAAACAGACAAUUUCCUUCAAAGAGAGGGCUAGCGAGCAUGUUGAUGUGGAUGAUGAUGUUCCUCUUCUGAAGAGAGCUGAUGAAGAAGAUGAGAGAGGCGAUUGGCGUAACAUACCUAGAACACUAACACCAUUUUCUUCUAUGGUCAAUCUUCACCAAGAGUCUGGGAUCAAGGAGGGCUUGAUCUUUAAUAAGAAAAGAGAAUCAGAAGGUUCAUUUUUCAUACAAGAUAGGGCUGACAGGCAGACUAGCCUAUUUGAUGGUGCCCAUCUGAGUGGUCUGAAUCACAAAGAUACAUCCUUAGGUUUGUUUUCAUCCAAUGAGAAUGUUAAUAAACAUGUUGACAUGGAGGAAAAUCUGAAUCAAGAGAGAGUUACAGAUUCAGCAGCUAGCAAAGAUAGAGAGGUUUCUGAGGAGAAGCAAACUGAAGAGCGUUCUGGAACUAGUAAAUCAGCUUCUUCUAUUUCUUUUCACCAAUGUGAACAGACUGUCAGGCUUAAUGUUGAUACUAGAAAUAUUGCUGAGGACAAACUGCUUGAUUCUUCUCUUGGCUCACCAUGGGCAAGAGUUGGCAGUCAAGAUGGUUCAUCUGGUUUUGACUCUGAUGGGGAUGAGAGUUCUUCUCCUGAUGCUUCCAUGACUGACAUUGCUCCAGUUCUUGAUGAGAUUGACCCACUUCUGGGUGCCGAUUCUGCUCGUCCUGAUCCCAUUCCUAAGGAUGAUUCAGACACUGAUUCUCAUGCCUCAGAGGAUCAUCAAAUUGAUGAUGAUAGUAACGAUGAGGGUGACGACAAUGAUGCUAAAGAUAAUGUGGAGGGGAAGAAGAAAGAUGAUGGGAGAGAAGCUGCAUUUCUUUGGACAGCGGAUGAUGAAAAGAAUCUGAUGGAUCUUGGGUAUUCUGAGAUGGAAAGGAACCGCAGGUUGGAAAUUUUGAUGGCUAGGCGAAGAUCAAGGAAGAACAUAAGAUUUGAAAUCGACAAUAAUUUGAUAGAUGUCGACAGUAAUGGUGCUGGUAGAAGUUUAGAUGAUUUGUCACGCUUCCGUGCACAAGUACCUCCUAUUGCAGUGCCAAGAAGGAACCCUUUUGAUCUUCCUUAUGAUUCUGAAGAAGCAGCAAUUCCUGGCUCAGCUCCUUCAAUUCUGCAUGCACGGAAGAACCCAUUUGAUCUUCCCCUUGAACAGCCUCAUGACACUGGUGUCCCCGCGCGUGAUAAUAUAAAUGCUGGAGAAUCUGUGAUGUCACCUCGUCGUGACAUGAUCUUCAGAAGGCAUGAAAGCUUCAACUUUGGAGGGACGGAUGCAAUCCAGGAGAGGCGUUUUUCUAGACUCAAGCCAUAUUUUGUCCCUGAAACAGUGGAAUGGAAUGCGAGCAAUUUCCAAAGACAGUUCAGCGAUAAGAGUGAGUCUAAAUUGAGCUCUGUUACUGAAUCUGAUAUGGCUUCUUCAGUUGCUGAUCAGGAGGAUCACAAGGACCAUGAUGAAAAGGAUCUGCACAUGGAACACGAGUCACCUGCUCUAGUGAGACAGGAUAGUGACCUCACAGAUGUUGGAAGUGAGUGCUCAGAUGGAAUCAACUCCAUAGAUGUUGAACUGGACAACAGUGACAUUGAUGACCGUGAGAUUGCUUUACAUCAUUUUGUCUUUGAAAGAUCGCAAGAAAGGGAAGCACAUCUUGCCUCAACGAAAGGAAAGGGUCAUGAAGAAGAUUAUACACCCAAGUCAGCUGGGAAUUCCAAGAUGCCAUUUCAUCCAGUUCCUGACUUGCUUAGCUGGGAAGAUGGAGAUGGCGACAGCAGCCUUGGUGCUAAACCUUCUUUCCAACUUAACACAGAAGUUAAAUGCUCAGAAUGGGUUUCCUCCUCCUUGCCAACUGUGGAGGGUGAAUCACAUUCUGGGGACCUUCCGGAGUACCUUGACACUGAUGUUGCAUCAAGCUCAAAUACUGUUGUACUUGGUGGAAGCAAUACUGCUGAGAAAGAUGGAAAUGUUGAUCUCAUGUCCUAUUCAAACAAUGAAAUGCCAUUAGAUAACCUGAUUCAUGGGUCUAUGGAGCUGCCUUCUGAAUUUGUCACGGAAACAUUGCCGGUCAUAUCUAGGGACUUGCAUCCUAUCCCUGAGGAGAGAGUUGUCGAGAACUUCAGCAUGCAAGAAAAGCAUGAAACGGCAAUAUUUACUGAAUCAGUUGCUUCCUUGACUGGCUUGCAUGUAAUUGAAGAGCACUUUGAUGUUGGAUUUGACAGAAGUCUGAGCUCUGUUUCCUCAUAUCCUCGAGCUAGUGAUGCCAUCGAAUCUCCAUCAAGUGAAUAUGCAGCAGUUUCAAAUCCCUUUGUUUCCAUGGCUUCUGAACCUAACAAGGUGGAUAUAGGUGAUAUGAACAAUGAAGCAACUGCAGGAUAUCUGCUUGAUUCUGAUGACGAAGCUGGUAAAAUCUAUCCUGAGCCUAUGGAAGAAAGUGGAAUUGAUGAAAGUUUCUUGUCGGAAUUGGACACAGUGGGAGACUUUGGAGUAGAACCAAUGAGACUGGACCAGCAGGUGCCAGAUCAGGGUUCCCAUGAUGUAAACCCGGCCAACGGUGUUGCUGCAUAUUCCAUGAUUAGCCCUCAGACUUCUGACAAUGUCUCCUUGACUAUUUCGGAAGCCAGCACUGGAGACUCCAGGGAGCAGUCUCCAGUGGUUGAUGACCUAAAUGGCCCUGAAUUUAGAUGGUCACUUGGAGCAUCUCAUGGUGACCCUGAGCAAACUGUCUACAAUCCUCAGAGGCGGAUCCUUGAAGCAAGCCCAUCUGAAGCAAUACACAUGGAGUUGAAGCAACCACACAAUGAGUCAGAAGCGCCUUCUGAUGAUACACCAGCAGCAGCAUCAAGUGAACUGGAGGUUGCUACAAAUGAGUUAGUGACAAGUACAACCAAUCCUGAGAUGACGAUUCUGGAUGCGAAGUCUCUGGAGGAUAUUAAGACUGCCUUUAAUCUAGUUAGUGAUGUGCCCGCCAUGGACACUGAAAUUUUACCCAUCUCAGGUGUUGAUGUUGAUUCAGAGCCCAAAGAGAGUGGAGAGCUACACGUCAUUGAUGCAAGAUCUGUCGAUGACAUUCAUGCUGCGUUCAAGGAGCACUGUGAUUCUGUUGAGAAUAGGUCUUUGGAAGAAAAUGAAGGUAAGGCUGGGUAUGAUGAGAGUGAGACUGCAGAAUCCACAAAGCAUGAUGAACUUACUGAAGCAUUACAUGCCGAAAGUCCACACAGUGUUGGAGAUGCUAGGGAGGUUUUACCAGUGGAGAGUACAAUAAAUAUGAUUUCUAAUGAGACGAAGACUCAGGAUGAAAUUGAUGCAGUGUUCAGCAAGGUCUCUGAUAGCAGUGCCAAGAGUACUGCACAGGCGGUGGAGUCAGAGGGUUCUCGUGAAAGAGAGGAGGAAAAUGAACAUCAUUGAAUGCUAAGUUGACAGCUGCAAGGGAAAAAAAUAGAAUGCCAUCUGAGAUGUUACCGAGUUUGGGAGAAAAAUGCUCCUUGAAGUGCGAAAGCAGCUACCAAGUAUUGAUGGAGCACUCUUGUUUAGCAUCAGGAGCCUGCCACUGUGCACAUACUUCACAAUACCUAAAAUACAAAGUUUUGAUUUAGAUUUUUUUUUUGUGAAUGAAUGUGUCUGUUUUAACUUUCUUUUGUUCUUUCAAGGUUUUGGUGGUUUUUUUAGUUUGAUUCCCCCCUCCUUUGGCUGUAAUUUUAAGAGGUGCAAGUUUUGCCCGGGCACCUCGGUUUGGUGACAGGGAGAUACAACAAUCUGUUGUACCAUGUGAUUGAGGUUUUGUUGUACUAUUUCAUUGAACUGGUGGAGUUGACAACAGAAGAAUUACAAAAGCAUCUGUUUACCACUUUACCUU